This is a messenger RNA of Adineta steineri, 2739 nucleotides long. NCBI's taxonomy places the organism in Eukaryota, Metazoa, Rotifera, Eurotatoria, Adinetida, Adinetidae. The record is from the annotation of a GenBank genome assembly.
AUGUUAUCUUCAGGAACUUUUCGAUGGUUAUGGCUGUAUUUAUUAUUUGGACAAUUGAUGAUAUCACAUGUAAGAACAGCAUGGCCACCAUCCAAUUCUUCAAAUGUACAAGUAUUAGGCAUCUUUGAAUAUCUUACAAAUACUACUGCGUUUAGCAUAUCGUCUGUUCAAUCUCGUGCGAUGUUCAUAUCAGCCAUCUUACUCUCUCAACAAUACAAUAUGACUAUUCAAGGCCAGAACAUUAGCUGGCAAGCAGUAGAAACUGGUGGUGAUCCGAUGACUGCUAUUGCUGAUACAUGUCAAGCAGUUUCCAUCUCAAAUAUCGUCGGCAUAGUAGGACCAGGACUUUCAAGGGAGGCUGUUCUUGUUGCUCCUUUUACUACAAGAGUUGGCAUUCCUGCCAUAUCAUAUGCUGCAACUGAUCCAGCAUUAUCUAAUGGCAAUGCCUAUCCUGCUUUUUAUCGUACAAUUUCAUCGGAUAGGACAGCUGCAUUAGCUUUUGCUCAACUUUUCAUUCGAUUUAAGUGGACAUCAUGUAUCGUUAUCUAUCAAAAUGAUGAAUAUGGAACAGGUGGAGCAAGUGCAAUAGGUGAAAUAUUUAGUGGUAACAACUUAACAGUUUCAGAAGUGAUUGCAUUUGAUAUUGUCACUCUGGCUAUUCAUGGUGACUUAAAAAGUCUUUUAACAAGUAGUGCAGCACGAAUUAUUAUCUUAUGGGCUGAUUCAGAUUAUGCACCUUUAGUUAUACAAAAAGCGCUUGAUUUAGAUCUUCUUGGUCCAGUAUUUACAUGGAUAUUAAGUGUCGCUGUUUCAUUAGAUAGCUUUAAUAGUACAUCAUAUGAUAAAUUAACUGGAGUAAUCGCUAUUGAACCAGUUGGAGGUAGUAUUGUAAAUGCUUCAAUAAACACAACAUUAUUAAAUGCAGCAUAUAGUAUAUGGCAACAAUAUGAACCAGAAUCAUUUCCUGGAUCGGAUAAAGUUAGUUAUCAUGCAUUAUUUUCAUUUGAUGCAACUUGGUUGUUGAUUCAGGGAAUAAAUCAACUUUGUUCAUCUUUUCCUAAUAUUUCAUCAACAUGUACAACAUUCACUGGUGAUUCAUUUUGUUUCAGUCGUCGUUUUGUUAAUUCUGAUAUGCUUUUGAAUGUACUUGACAAUACUUCAUUUCUUGGUGUUUCUGGUCCUAUACAAUUCUCAAAUAAUAUAACUGAUCCUGUAGAUCGUAAUUAUUAUAUUGCAAGAAAUAUUCAACAUUCUUCAACUAAUGUGAGUUAUGUUCCAGUGUUAGUAUGGUCUGAUUCUAAUGGAUGGACAACAGACACACAAACAAAUGUAAUAAUCUGGCCUGGUAAUUCAUCAACAGUUCCUACCGGAUUUGCAUCAGUAAGAGGUUUAACCUUAAGUAUUAUUGUUGCCGAGUCAGCUCCAUUUACAAUGAUGUCAAAAAUACAAGAUGGUUCUGGAAACAUAUCAACAAAACGAACUGGAUAUAUACCUGAUCUACUUGAUCAGUUACAAGGUCAAAUGGGUUUUAUUCCUAAUAUUACUUAUUUUUCUGCAAAUGCCUCAUACAAUGAUCUCAUUAAUUUAGUAGCAAAUGGUACUUUUGAUUUGUUCAUAGGUGAUGUAACAAUUACUGCAGCAAGAAGAAAAAUAGUUGAUUUUUCAAGUUCAAUAUUUGACAACUCGUUAAGUGUGAUCGUAAAAACUUCAGUUAGUUCUCAACUAGAUCUAUGGUCAUAUUUAAAGCCAUUUUCUGUUAAACUAUGGAUAACUCUGCUGGGUGCUACUAUUUAUGCGGGUAUCCUGAUAUGUAUAUUAGAAGGACAAACAAAUGAAGCAUUACAAAAUCGAUCAUUAGUUUCUAUAACUGGAUUAUGUAUGUUGUUUUCUUUUAGUACAAUUAUAGGUGGUGGUGCAGAUUUCGAUGCAACAACAGGUCCUGGUCGAAUAUUAACUGCUGGUUUAAAUAUUUUAAGUUUGAUAUUAGUUGCUGCAUAUACUGCCAAUUUAGCAUCUGAUCUAACAUUGUUAAAGACGGCAGGUAGUAUUUCUGGAAUAGAUGAUAUUAAAAAUGGAAAAGUUUCAUAUAGUCGCAUUGGUAUUAUAACUGACACAUCUAUUGAAGACUAUUAUUUAGAAGAAAUCUCUGGAGGUAGUCAAAAUUUUUAUCCAUUAAUAUCAACAGAUGAAAUGAUUGAAGCCCUUCUGGAUAAGAAAAUCGAUGCAUCUAUUAUGGAUUCUGGUACUUUAGAAUAUUUGACUAAUAAUAUCUACUGUAAUUUAACAUUGGUUGGAUCUGAUUUUAAUCCAAGUUCAUAUGGAAUUGUUUUUCAGAAGAAUUGGUUAUAUGAUCAAGAUUUUGAUAUAGCUAUUUUGACAUUGAGAGAAAACGGUACUUUUGAUGUCUUGCAAAAAAAAUGGUUUCAAUCAAAUAUAUGUUCGCAUUCAUCUGAUACUUCUACUGGCAUGUCAAUUGAUUCGAUGGCUGGAUUAUUUAUGACUUUCGCUGUUAUUAGUGCUAUAGCUAUAUUAUAUUUUAUGUGGAGAAAACGAACAGCUAUAAAAGAUUGUUUUCUUACAUUAAUUCAUCGAAAGAAAGCAUCACAUACACAAGCGAUCGAAUUAGAUAUAACUGGAAGUGAAAUAUUUCCCGAAGAUUCUUCUCAUCAAAAAUCAUCUGUUACUCCUGCGAAGACCGGAGAGAACGUCGCACGGAAAAAACGUCGCAGGCGGGUGUGA